AUGUUGGGAGAGAAUGAAGAUGACGACAUCUCCUACCCUACACACAGGGACAUGCCCGGCUUCUCAGCACCAUAUUACAAGAAGAUCAGUGUGUUGAGGUUUAAGUCGCCCCGACAGAGCAACACUCAUUCAUCUUCGGUUGGCGACGGCUGA
Messenger RNA from Fusarium venenatum, 153 nucleotides. The record is from RefSeq and is a predicted model, not a curated record. NCBI's taxonomy places the organism in Eukaryota, Fungi, Ascomycota, Sordariomycetes, Hypocreales, Nectriaceae.